AUGUGGCGAUUGAUAUUUCUGGCGACGAGUGCCGUGAGUCUCGCGACUUGGCCAAACAUGGCCGUCGACUACUUUCGGCACAGGGACGUCAAGUAUGUCACGAUCUUCUCGUGCGAGGAUGCCGCUGGAAUCAAAGCCAUGCUGCGAUUAUUGAUGAAUGACGGCAUACGAGCCACGGUUGGUUUGAUAAACCAAGGUUCGAUAAAUUUAAGGCGGCUGUUGCAUCAAUACGAGGCCAGCGUCGGGGUACUCUUGGAUGGAGGUUGUCUCAACACACCGGAGAUCUUGAUCAAUGCCUCGGAGUCAUCGAUGUUCGAUGACACGCAUUUCUGGUUGGUUUUGAACAACAACUGCAGUAACUCUGGUUUCGUAGAGGAAAACUUCCAGGACCUGAAGCUUAGCGUGAACGCUGACGUUGCAGUAGCUUCUUCUUGCGGAGAUUCCUACCAGCUUACGGACGUAUUCAAUUUUGGUCGGGUGCAGGGCAACGCGUUGGAGACCAGAGAGCUGGGAGCUUGGACAUCGGAGCGAGGUCUGGAGAUUUUGGUCCAUGUUUUCAAGUACUAUAAUCGCUGGGAUUUUCAUAAUUUGACGCUUCGCGCCGUAUCGGUGAUCCGCAACAGUUCAAAAGAGUUCCACGAGGAAAUGCUGUACGAGCCAGGGUUCACGGAGGGAGUGGCCGCCAUGACCAAGGUCGCCUCGCAGCUGCUCAAUCUGCUGAAAGACACGCAUAAUUUCCGUUUCAAUUAUACUAUUGUGGGGCGCUGGAUAGGGACGCCCGAGCGGAACUCCACUAAGGCCAUCUCGAACGUGCUAUUGUGGCGUGAACAGGACAUCUCAUCGACGUGUGCUCGGCUCUUUUCCAGCUGGUUGGACUGGAUGGAUCCGUUCUUCCCAACAGUCAUAGAGCUUCAGACCAAAUUCUACUACACAAUACCAGACAAAGGCGUCGGCGACUAUGAGAACCGGUUCCUAACGCCGAUGUCUGAGGGCGUGUGGUGGAGCGCGGCGACGGCGGGGGCGGUGUGCGCGCUGGUGCUGGCCGCCGCGGCCGCGACUGAGCACCGUCCGGAGCCCGGCGCUUAUGGCGUGUUCAGCGUGCUAGCGGCAGGGUUCCAGCAAGAUUACGACGAUGGACAUCAGUCGGAAAAAGAUAGUUCCGGUCGCAAGCUGGCCCUCCUCGUGGUGGGUUUGACGAGCAUGCUGCUGUACAACUACUACACCAGCAGCGUGGUGUCCUGGCUGCUGAGCGCGGCCGCGCCGAGCCUGGACUCCCUGGACGGCCUGAUCAAGAGCGACUUCGAGCUGGUGUUUGAGGAUAUAGGGUACACGCGACAGUGGCUUGAUAACCCCGGAUUCUUUUACUACAUGGGCUACAAGAACGAUAAAGAAGACGAAUUGCGCACGAAGAAAGUAAUAAACGCCAAGCGAACGCUGCCUCUCUUUGCAAGCAUCGAGGAUGGGAUAGAACUAAUGCGUACGGGAAAAUGUGCGUACCACACGGAGCCGUACACGGCGAGCAAAGUGAUUUCGCGAACGUUCGCGGACAAGGACCUGUGCUCGCUGGCCGGGCUGCAGAGCAUGCCGCCGUCGUCCGUCUACAUCAUGGGCCAGAAGAAUAGCCCUUACAAGCAGUUCUUUGUGUGGAGCAUGAUGCGCCUGUUGGAGCGAGGGCACACGCGGGCCACGCAAGCCCGCGUGGGGGGACAGAUGCCCCCCUGCUCGGGGCACACGCCGCGCGCCCUGUCGCUCGGGCAGGCCGCGCCAGCGUUCCUGCUGCUUGCAGAGUUCUUUGUGCUGUCUGUACUCAUACUGGUGGGAGAGAUUUUGUGGCAUCGAUAUACAUUACGUAAGACUAGCAAACAAGUUUUACCGCUGAUGAAGCAAGAAAAUCACUUCAAACUUCGUUAGGUUAGCUACAUAUCGUCAAUCUUAGUAGACGUUGAAGAUCAACAUGCUGGGAGCACUAUAUGUAUGUACAAAUCAUUGGGUUUUGUCCUUGAUUCUCAUGCCUAUUAUGAAAAAUAGAACCAUGUAGAAAAGUAUAUAAUACCUAACAAUAUCACGCUAUGGCCUUGGCCGAAGCCACCCCGGUGGCAAUUUUCGUAAACCACGUGCUUCGCUUUGACUUUUAUAACACAUUUUGUUAAAAUAUAUGUAGAAGUACCUGCACUACAGUAUUUCAGAAAGGAAACCUUUUCUUAACAUAAUAAAAUAUAAUCUUU
Leguminivora glycinivorella is the source of this 2225-nucleotide messenger RNA. RefSeq names its product ionotropic receptor 75a-like. The transcript is spliced from 15 exons. The record is from RefSeq and is a predicted model, not a curated record. The coding region runs from base 1 to 1911 and encodes 636 amino acids. Lineage: Eukaryota; Metazoa; Arthropoda; Insecta; Lepidoptera; Tortricidae.